AUGGCAUUUCAAAUGCGAAUGCCAAUUCCUUUGGAAGAAAGAGCAGAUGAUAAAAAAAAUAUAACAUCUCCAACAGGUCUCUUUGGUAUGAAUGAUCUGAUGAAAGACACAGGUCGAAAUGCUAAAAAUCGGCAAAAAAAAUGGCGCGAAAAGCAGUGGCUAUUCUUGGCUAUUCUUGGCUAUUCUUGGCUUUCUGAAAGACAACUUCUUUACAAUACCGAUUUUGAUAUGACAGCUAUUCACCAAAAAAUUUUUGAAAAUAUUGAUCACAGUUGUUUAGCUGAUGCACCUAAUAUAGUCAUAUUAGAAACUGGCAGAAUUCCAAGUUCAGAUGAAGGAAUAUUUCAAUCCACAGAAAUGUACAAACAAGACUUUAAUUUAGGACUGGAUGACUACUUGGAUGUGGUAGCUGAUGAAGCAAUCUUCAGAAGACUAAUAAAACAGAGAAAAAUAUGGCCAAAACUGCGUCCUAUUCUUGGCCAGUGGCACACAUCCAAAGAUAUGUGUGGAGUUUUAAUUGUAUUGUUUUCGAGCUAUAGAAUUUUUGAACUAGCAAAAGUAUCAGGAGUUAAAUUCUUGGAUAAAUUGGACAAAAUUGUUGAUUAUCAUUUUACAGUUUGUGUUUUAGAGUUAAUAUGGUGUGCAGUAACUAUAUCUAUUUGCAUAUAUAUGAAAAAAACAAACCUUAAUAAAUAUAAUAUAAUGGAUUCAAAUAGUGCACAUCGUGUAGGAAUCCGUGUUGGCAAUUAUAAAUUGCAGAAAAAUGCUUUGGCUUGUUUUGCUGAUUUAUUUACAUCAGCAGGAAAAUCAAACUAUUCAUCAUCAGUUACUCAAUAUUUUGGAAUGCUAGCUCAAUACCCAAAACUUGAAGAAAAAUUGAAAUGUGUUUCGUCAGUUAAAAUUGAUAAUGAUGAAAAACGAAAGGGUCAUUACUUCACAUUUGACGAAGCCCUUGAAACCUUCGGAAUUAAGUUUAUCAAACAGAACAUUACCGGAAAUGUAGUUGAUGAUAAUAAAUUAAAAUUACAAGUCAAAGCUGCCCAGAGUGAACGAGAUUGUAUAGGAAUUUUAUUAUCAGAAUAUCUUAAUGAUCCAUUAGACAAAGAGCUGUAG
This is a messenger RNA of Rhizophagus irregularis DAOM 181602=DAOM 197198, 1113 nucleotides long. The record is from RefSeq and is a predicted model, not a curated record. NCBI's taxonomy places the organism in Eukaryota, Fungi, Glomeromycota, Glomeromycetes, Glomerales, Glomeraceae.